Molecule: messenger RNA, 2358 nt
Organism: Chironomus riparius
Lineage: Eukaryota; Metazoa; Arthropoda; Insecta; Diptera; Chironomidae
Source: the annotation of a GenBank genome assembly
AGUUUAAUUUCAUCCGUCUUAUUGAAGACAUCAAAUCAAGUUUUGAUAAAAGAAUCUUGUUGAAAAAUUUACAUCUUCACAACUGGAUCAAUUUUGUGGAUUUUUUUAAAAUAUUUAAACUGAAAAAGAAGUGAUGAGACAUAAAAUUAUUUUAUUACUAGAGUGCUUAACAAUUGCUUUGGCUCAAGACUUCCAUUCAGUGGAACCUCCGACACAUUUCUUCUCGAUAGUUCCACCAGCAAACGUUGAAAGUCAAAUAGCCAAAGUUAAUGGAUCACGUGAUAAAGGCCCUGCAAAUAGUGAGUUCUGUCCAUCGCUCGAAAAUGCAGAUUUAUUGACAGACGAAGAAUUUUUCGAGCAUCUUGUACAUCCGUGUAGAUAUGAUCGAAUUCAAAGGCCAAAAUUGCAUGAUGAUAGUGGAAAAUCCUUACCAGUCAAUGUUUACGUGCGAUCCUUUAUUUACUACUUACAAAAUUUGGAUACUCAUGAUUUACAGUUUAAGAUGCAAACUCUUUUGCAAAUGAGAUUUGUUGACCCUAGACUUGCAUUUAAGGCUGUCGCUCCAAAAAGAAUCUACCCUGUAACAGGCGAGGAAGAUUUGAGGAAGAAAAUUUGGGUACCUCACGUCUUUUUCUCUAAUGAAAGAGAUUCUGGAGUCUUAGGAACUUAUGGACACCACAUUUUAACAUCAAUAUCACCUGAUGGGACUGUAAUAAUUUCCUCUAGACUUCAAGCAACCCUCUUCUGUCCAAUGGAUUUGAGGAAAUUUCCAUUUGAUUCGCAAGAAUGCAAGGGUACUCUUGAAUGUUGGAUGUACAAUGCAUCACAAGUCCAGCUUCAUUGGGAAAAGUUCUCUCCAUUAACAAUGGGACCAGAUAAAAUUUUAACUGAGUACAUCCUGACCAACACAUCAACAACAGAAGAAAUGGUAAUUGCUAAUGAAAAUGACUUGAGACACGGUGCUUUUGUUGGAAAUUAUAGCUCAAUCAUCUUCAAGUUUAAAGUGGAUCGGCAGGCUGGUUUUUACAUUUUAGAAUAUUAUCUUCCGUCUGUGAUGAUUGUUGGCAUUUCCUGGGUCUCAUUUUAUCUUCAAGCUGAUCAAACAGCACCUAGAGCUAUGCUGGGUGCUUCGGCUAUGCUUGCUUUUAUCACACUUUCAUCAGCUCAAAAUAAGAUUCUUCCAAAAGUCAGUUACAUAAAGGCAUUGGAAAUAUGGUCGAUGGCAUGCACUGCUUUCAUUUUUAUGAGUCUCGUUGAGUUUGCAUUUGUAAAUGUAAUUUGGAGGAGAAGGAAGCAUGUUGAAUUGAAAAAGGUAAACGCGACGAACAUUUUAAAACACACUUUAACUGCAAAAGAUGUUCGAACAGCUUUAGGAAUUGAUACAUCUCGAAGUGUUGCUAGCAUUCCAUCAGCUGUUCAAAAUGAUGAAGAAUUCCUAAAUGACAAAACAAGAAUUGAUAAGAGGAGUUCUGUCGAUUUUGCAUCGAAGAUACAAAUGGACGGAUUUACACAAUCAAUUUCAAUGCACAGAUCAAAUUCGUGUACAGAUCUAAACGAGUUGAUAAAGAGAAAUGUCCAUAAUAGCAACGAUUUCAUAGUAAAAGCCAACAAUGAAAAUGACGAAAGCUUCAAAAAAUUCAACAAUUUGAUUCACAGCAGUUCAUUUUCGCAUCAAAACGGAGAGAAGAAGACAAUGUUUGAGGAAAAUAUUUUGAUGAAUGACGACCAUCUGCUUAAAAAUAUUUCAGAAAAGAAAUCUAAAUUUGAUAAAUUACCACGAAUUGAAUCUGAAACAAGCCUGAAUACGAAGAACAAAGUGAAAUUUGAUGAUUCUGAGUGCAGAGUUAGAGUAAGUAAAGUUUUGAAUAUGAAAAUCUUAAUUAUUUUAUGAAUAACUUCUAGCGAAAGUCAUACAUGGUUCCAGUAAUCCUAACAGAAGGUCAAAAUGGCGAAUAUGAAAUGGAAAUGGACACAAGUAAUGCUAUACGGAACAAUAGCAAUGCAAUAGAAAUUAUAAUUAAAGAUGACGACAGUGAUGCUGGAUCAUUGGGUAACAAAAUAGAAGAUUACAGCAAGGACAAUCUUAAGAAAGGAAAUCACCUUACUCAACUCCAUCAUACAAUCUAUGAUGGAUGGACCCGAAUGACUCCUCAUGAACUUUCCAACUGGAUUGAUAAGCGUUCGAGGACAUUCUUCCCAUUUUCAUUUGCUGUAUUCAACGUUUUCUAUUGGACAUUUGUGUAUUUGUUUUAAAUUUUAAGUAUAUUUGUAGAAUAUUUUGUUAAUUUUAUCUUAAUUGUAGAUUAUAUUAAAUAAUUAUCGAUAAAAAUUUUCCAAGAAAAUAAAUUUAUUGCCGAC